Messenger RNA from Condylura cristata (star-nosed mole), 969 nucleotides. It is a transcript of the gene ZAR1L, whose product is annotated as zygote arrest 1-like. The record is from RefSeq and is a predicted model, not a curated record. The transcript has 4 exons. Gene Ontology annotation, molecular function: mRNA base-pairing post-transcriptional repressor activity. Gene Ontology annotation, cellular component: cytoplasm. The coding region runs from base 1 to 969 and encodes 322 amino acids. NCBI's taxonomy places the organism in Eukaryota, Metazoa, Chordata, Mammalia, Eulipotyphla, Talpidae. Gene Ontology annotation, biological process: translation.
AUGGAACGCAUUAUACGUGUUCCCUAUGGUUUGUACCAGGGAUAUGGGAACACAGUGGCAUUUGGCCAGGCUGGACUCUCUGAGCACAAACACCCAGACUGGAGGCAAAACGCUGGCCCUCCCACUUUCCUGGCCAGACCAGGGCUAUUGGUGCCUGCGAAUGCCUCUGACUAUUGUAUGGACGCUUACAAGAGGGCACAGCUUAAGGCUAUUCUUUCCCAGAUGAACCCCAGCCUGAGCCUACGACUGUGCAAAGUCAAUACUAAGGAGAUGGGUGUGCAGGUGAGCCCUCGGGUAGAUAAGUCAGUGCAGUGCUCCCUGGGGCCCCGAACCUUGCGCAGCCACUCUGUCUGGAGCAGUACAAGCCACAAAACACCCCUGCCUGCUUGGGGAGUCUAUUCACCAUCGAUGGGACAUAGAGGCUUGAUUCGGCAGAGGAAGGAUGAAGAAGACAAGGAAAAGAUGCUUUCCACUCCUACUGAAGCCAGGCAACUGCAGUUGGCACAAACACCAAGGUUGGAGGAGGACAAGCAGGAAAAACUCAAGCAGCACGAUGAUUUGGGGGAGGAAGAUGCCUCCAGUUCUCCAGAAAGGAAGAGCAAGCAGGAACAAGUGGUUGCCACUCAUCAGCUUGGAAAAUCCAACUUCCAGUUUUUGGAACCAAAAUAUGGCUAUUUUCAUUGUAAAGAUUGUAAGACCAGAUGGGAGAGUGCUUUUGUGUGGUGCAUUUCUGGAACUAAUAAGGUUUAUUUCAAACAACUCUGUUGCAAAUGCCAAAAGAGCUUUAACCCUUACCGAGUAGAAGCGAUCCAAUGUCAGACCUGUUCAAAGUCUCCUUGUUCCUGUCCUCAGAAGAAAAGACAUAUCGACCUGAGGAGACCUCAUCGACAGGAAUUGUGUGGUCGCUGCAAAGACAAGAGAUUUUCCUGUGGCAAUAUUUACAGCUUUAAAUACAGCAAGUCAUUAUGA